CCUGGCUGGUGCAGAGCCGCGCAGUUUGCGGUCCCAGCCGGCAGCGAGAUGCCAGCGAGCGGAACGUUUGGGCUGCUGCGCCACAGCCGGCUGCUAAGAAGAAACUUCCCAAGUUGCCUGUCUUCAUGGAAAAUUCCUCCACAUGUCCUAAAAUCUUCCCAGUCAGAAGCUCUACUCAAACUAAAGAAUAAUGAACUGUCCUGCGCACCACUGCAGAUGUUUUCAGAUGAAGAGAGGAUGAUGCAGGAAGUCGUUAAGAAAUUUGCCCAGGACCAAGUGGCUCCUUUGGUUUCAACUAUGGAUGAAAACUCAAAAAUGGAAAAGUCAGUAAUACAAGGAUUAUUUCAACAAGGGCUGAUGGGAAUUGAAACGGAUACAAAGUAUGGAGGAACAGGAGCUUCAUUUUUUUCCUCUAUCCUAGUGAUAGAGGAAUUAGCCAAAGUCGAUGCAUCUGUGUCUCUCAUGUGUGACAUCCAGAACACAGUAAUUAACAAGCUGAUUACAAAACAUGGGACAGAAGAGCAGAAGGCCACCUAUUUGCCCAUUCUGGCUUCAGAAAAAAUAGGAAGCUUCUGCCUUUCAGAAGCUGAAGCUGGUAGUGAUUCCUUUGCUUUGAAGACCAGAGCUGAUAAAAAUGGGAGUUACUAUGUGAUCAAUGGGUCAAAGAUGUGGAUCAGCAAUGCUGAAUAUGCAGGACUCUUCCUGGUUUUUGCAAAUGUAGACCCUAGCUUGGGCUAUAGAGGAAUCACUUGCUUCUUAGUAGAUGGUGACACUGAAGGUCUUCACAUUGGGAAACCAGAGAAGAAAAUGGGCAUCAGAGCUUCUUCCACCUGCCCGUUAACCUUCGAAAAUGUCAAGGUUCCAGAAGCCAAUAUACUGGGACAAAUCGGGCAUGGCUAUAAGUACGCAAUAGGAAGUCUUAAUGAAGGAAGAAUAGGAAUUGCUGCUCAGAUGCUGGGGCUGGCCCAAGGAUGUUUUGACUACACCAUUCCAUAUAUUAAAGAAAGGAUACAAUUUGGCAAAAGAGUAUUUGAUUUUCAGGGGCUCCAACAUCAGGUGGCACACAUGGCUACCCAGCUGGAAGCUGCGAGGCUGCUCACAUACAACGCGGCCCGGCUCGUCGAAGCUGGGAAGCCGUUCAUAAAAGAAGCUUCUAUGGCCAAGUACUUUGCCUCAGAGAUUUCAGGGAUAACAGCAAGUAAAUGCAUCGAGUGGAUGGGAGGAGUCGGCUACACCAAGAAUUACCCUGUGGAAAAGUUCUUCCGAGAUUCAAAGAUCGGUACCAUAUACGAAGGAACUUCCAAUAUCCAACUGAACACCAUUGCAAAACACAUUGAUGCAGCUUAUUGACACCCAUCGAGUUGAGCUCCUUCCUGGUCACUGAUUCGCCAUUGCAGACUACUGUGCCUUCUGAGGGAGUGGGCUUCUACAAUACCAGAGGGCCCUGAACCUCAGGCAUGUCUUUUGCUUUUUCCUCCUUUCAGUGCUUAAUUUAAGCACAAGAGAUAAUUUCUAAUACCGGAAAACAAAUAUGCUCAUAUUUUCUCUAAAACUUUAAAAUUUUGCACAGAUUUAUAUUAUCAUCCUAAAUUUCAGAGAAUAUGGAGUUUCAGCCUUUUGGAAAAUGAAAACAUCUGAAGUAUUACAGAAAUGGUUACUUUAUAUUACCAUUAAAUCUUGAUAUUGUAUCAUCAGUCAGAGAAGCAUUGGUUAUCAUGAGCAGUUUCUAUUUAAUACUUUACAGAUUCAGUUGUAAGUUGCUAAAUGAGGUAUAAACUGAUAAAGGAACUGAUUUGGAAAAAUCUUAAACAUCUAGUUCUCAAUAUCAGGGAAUGAGCAGAAAAUAAGAAUAUAACUUUAUAGGUCAUCUAAUUGGCACAGAUACAAAACGAAAUAACAACCACCAAAAAGAAAACUUGAUUUUAACCAAGUAAAGCAGUAGUAUAGUGCUAUCAUUGAUCUGCAUUUUCAUGGCUGUUUUGGCAGUCAUUUUAAAACCCGUCUCUACCUUAGUUUUCAACUAUAAAUAAUUUGGUUUGAUCAGAAAAUAUUUGAACAUUAUAGUAUUUAUCCAAUCAUGCAUUAUUUGUAAAUAGUAUGAUCUCUGUGUUUUAACUGAAUAAAUUUUUUCUCAAACUUG
Molecule: messenger RNA, 2140 nt
Organism: Dipodomys ordii (Ord's kangaroo rat)
Lineage: Eukaryota; Metazoa; Chordata; Mammalia; Rodentia; Heteromyidae
Gene: Acadsb
Product: acyl-CoA dehydrogenase, short/branched chain
Exons: 11
Coding region: 49-1350 (433 amino acids)
Cellular component (GO): mitochondrion
Molecular function (GO): flavin adenine dinucleotide binding; acyl-CoA dehydrogenase activity
Source: RefSeq, a predicted model, not a curated record